AUGUCACAUCUCAUUACUUUAGCCACGUGUAAUUUAAAUCAAUGGGCACUGGAUUUUGAAGGUAAUAGAGACCGUAUCCUAGAAUCUAUAAAGGUUGCCAAGGAGAGAGGUGCCAGGUUGCGUGUCGGUCCAGAACUAGAAAUAACUGGCUAUGGAUGUUUAGAUCAUUUCUUAGAAAACGAUGUUUGUCUUCAUUCAUGGGAAAUGUAUGCUCAAAUCAUCAAGAAUAAAGAAACUCAUGGGUUGAUACUUGACAUUGGUAUGCCCGUCCUACAUAAGAAUGUCCGUUAUAAUUGUCGUCUGCUAUCUUUGGAUGGUGAGAUAUUGUUUAUAAGACCAAAGAUCUGGUUAGCUAACGAUGGUAACUACAGGGAAAUGAGAUUUUUCACACCUUGGAUGAAGCCUGGCGUAGUAGAAGACUUUAUCCUUCCACCUGAGAUUCAAACAGUUACGGGUCAACGACUUGUGCCAUUUGGUGAUGCUGUAAUAAAUUCAUUGGAUACGUGUAUCGGUACAGAAACCUGCGAAGAAUUAUUUACGCCUCAAUCUCCUCACAUCGCAAUGUCAUUGGAUGGUGUGGAAAUCAUCACGAAUUCAUCUGGUUCUCACCACGAACUGCGUAAGUUGAAUAAAAGAUUAGACUUGAUUUUGAAUGCCACCAAACGUUGUGGUGGUGUUUACUUGUAUGCAAAUCAAAGAGGUUGUGAUGGGGACAGAUUAUAUUAUGAUGGCUGUGCAUUGAUUGCCAUCAAUGGUACGAUUGUUGCCCAGGGUUCACAAUUUUCCCUAGAUGAUGUAGAAGUUGUUACCGCUACUGUAGACUUAGAAGAAGUGAGAAGUUACCGUGCGGCAAUUAUGUCUCGUGGUCUGCAGGCUUCGUUAGCAGAGAUUAAGUUCAAGCGCAUUGAUAUUCCUGUAGAAUUAGCCUUGAUGACCUCCAGAUUCGAUCCUACAGUGUGCCCAACAAAAACUCGGAAGCCUUUUUACCACUCUCCUGAGGAAGAAAUUGCUUUGGGGCCUGCUUGCUGGAUGUGGGAUUAUUUAAGACGUUGUAAUGGCACAGGGUUUUUUCUGCCUUUAUCUGGGGGUAUUGACUCUUGCGCAACAGCAAUGAUUGUUCACUCUAUGUGCCGAUUAGUUACAGAUGCUGCCCAAAAUGGGAAUGAACAAGUUAUAAAAGACGUUCGUAAAAUAACGCGCAGUACCGAUGAUUGGAUUCCAAGCAGUCCACAAGAGAUAGCCUCAAAAAUAUUUCACUCCUGCUUCAUGGGUACAGAGAACUCAUCUAAGGAGACAAGAAGUAGAGCUAAAGACCUUUCUACCGCUAUCGGAUCCUACCAUGUUGAUUUAAAAAUGGACUCCUUAGUAUCCAGCGUGGUAUCCUUAUUCGAAGUGGCCACUGGCAAAAAACCAAUAUUCAAAAUAUUCGGAGGUUCUCAAAUAGAGAAUUUGGCUCUACAAAACAUUCAGGCACGUCUAAGAAUGGUCCUUUCUUAUCUUUUUGCACAACUGUUGCCGUGGGUUCGUGGGAUCCAAAAUUCUGGUGGUUUGUUAGUAUUGGGUAGUGCCAAUGUUGAUGAAUGCUUACGCGGGUAUCUAACAAAAUAUGACUGCUCUUCUGCUGAUAUCAACCCAAUUGGGGGAAUUUCAAAGACUGAUUUGAAAGGAUUCAUAGCUUACGCAUCAAAGGAAUAUGACAUGCCAAUCUUGGAUGACUUUUUGAAUGCUACGCCAACUGCAGAAUUAGAACCUAUGACUAAGGAUUAUGUUCAAUCGGACGAAAAAGAUAUGGGAAUGACGUACGAGGAAUUGGGUGUGUUUGGUUAUUUAAGAAAAGUUGAAAAAUGUGGUCCGUAUUCUAUGUUCCUAAAACUUCUUCAUCAGUGGUCUCCAAAGUUGACGCCCCGUCAAAUAUCUGAAAAGGUUAAAAGAUUUUUCUUCUUCUACGCUAUUAAUAGACACAAACAAACUGUUUUAACUCCCAGCUAUCAUGCUGAACAGUAUUCACCAGAAGACAACAGAUUCGAUUUACGUCCUUUCUUAAUUAACCCAAGAUUUCCGUGGGCUUCAAGAAAAAUUGACGAAGUUGUUGAACAGUGCGAAGCACAUAAAGGCUCAAAACUUGACAUCAUGUCAAUUGAUUAG
This is a messenger RNA of Saccharomyces mikatae IFO 1815, 2145 nucleotides long. RefSeq names its product glutamine-dependent NAD(+) synthetase (gene QNS1). Gene Ontology annotation, biological process: NAD+ biosynthetic process. Bases 1 to 2145 code for a protein of 714 amino acids. Gene Ontology annotation, cellular component: cytoplasm. The transcript has a single exon. Lineage: Eukaryota; Fungi; Ascomycota; Saccharomycetes; Saccharomycetales; Saccharomycetaceae. Gene Ontology annotation, molecular function: glutaminase activity; ATP binding; NAD+ synthase (glutamine-hydrolyzing) activity. The record is from RefSeq and is a predicted model, not a curated record.